AGCGGGGCUCGCUGAGGGGCGAAGCGGGGUCCGGUCAGGUUCGGCUGCGUUCGGCCCCGUUCGGCUCCGCUCGGCUCCGCUCGGCCCCGCUCGGCCAUGGCGAGGCGGACGGCGGCCUCCGCCGGGCCCCUCAUGGACGAUUUCUCCUUCGUGAGCCCGGUGGUCAAGUACGUGCUCUUCUUCUUCAACCUGCUCUUCUGGAUGAUCUCCAUGGUGAUGGUGGCCGUGGGGGUCUACGCCCGGCUGCUGAAGCACGCAGAGGCAGCCAUGGCGUGCCUGGCGGUGGACCCUGCCAUCCUCCUCAUCAUGGUGGGCGUCCUCACCUUCCUCAUCACCUUCUGCGGCUGCGUCGGCUCCUUGCGGGAGAACAUCUGCCUGCUGCAGAUGUUCUCCGUCUGCCUGACCGUCAUCUUCCUCCUGCAGCUGGCGGCCGGCGUGCUGGGCUUUGUCUUCUCCGAUAAGGCACGUGGGAAGGUCAGCGAGAUCAUCAACGGGGCCAUCGUGCAUUACCGGGAUGACCUGGACCUGCAGAACCUCAUCGAUUUUGGGCAGAAGGAGUUCAGCUGCUGUGGGGGUGUCUCCUACAAGGACUGGUCCCAGAACGUUUAUUUCAACUGCACGGCCACCAACCCCAGCCGUGAGCGCUGCUCCGUGCCCUUCUCCUGCUGCCUGCACGACACCGAGCAGGCCGUCAUCAACACCAUGUGUGGCCACGGGAUGCAGGCCAGGGGCUACCUGGAGGCCAGUGCCUUCAUCCACACCAACGGCUGCAUCGACAAACUGGUCAACUGGACCCACAGCAACCUCUUCCUGCUGGGGGGCAUCACCCUGGGGCUGGCCCUGCCCCAGCUGGUGGGCAUCGUGCUGGCGCAGCUCCUCAUCAACCAGAUCCGUGACCAGAUCAAGCUGCAGCUCUACAACCAGCAGCACCGGGCAGACCCCUGGUACUGAGCCCCGGCCUCUCCGGGGGCAUUCCCGACCCCGGAUCCGCGGGAAGAGCCCGGGGGGCUCGGCUGGAGAGGAGGGAUGGCGGAUCCGCGCUGGCUGCGGAGAGGGAGGCUCCGUGCCUUUGGCAGCCGGCGCUGGGCUCGGCCUGGAGGUGCCGCGCUGAGGCAGCGCCGGGGAAUCGCUGUCUGUCCGUCCGUCCGUGCGUCCUGCUGCCGCACAAAGCUUCGCACUGGGAUGUGCUUCCCCUCCCCGCCUGUGCUGGAGAAGGACAUUUGUCUGUCUGUCUGUCCAUCCGUGCGUUCUGCUGCUGCACAAAGCUUCGCACUGGGAUGUGCUUCCCCUCCCCGCCUGUGCUGGAGAAGGACGUUUGUCGGUCUGUCUGUCUGUCUGUGCACUGAGCUGCCUUGGCCCAGGCUGGGCUGUGGGACUGGGGACAAUCCCCGUGGCUGGGUGUUUGGGGACAAUCCCCACAGCCAGGUGUUUGGGGACAAUCCCCAUGGCUGGGUGUCUGGGGACAAUCCCCAUAGCUGGGUGUUU
Messenger RNA from Poecile atricapillus (Black-capped chickadee), 1485 nucleotides. RefSeq names its product tetraspanin-33-like. NCBI's taxonomy places the organism in Eukaryota, Metazoa, Chordata, Aves, Passeriformes, Paridae. Gene Ontology annotation, cellular component: membrane. The record is from RefSeq and is a predicted model, not a curated record. The transcript has 8 exons. Bases 97 to 951 code for a protein of 284 amino acids.